CUGGCUGUACGUGUUUGCUCCACAGCUGCCUAAAUGUUGUUCAAUACUUUGAACUCGAGCUUUUAGAAAGACCAAAACUAUGACGAUGUAGUAAGCAAGAGCCCUAUAGAUGGUAAACUAUGUCAGAAACAGGCAACGGAGAAGAAAACUGAACCAAGAACAGAUAACUGAGGAGUUAUCAAGAUAACACUUCCUGGUUCCAAUUCUAUCUGUCUUCAGGUGCAGUGUCAACAUGAGGACUUCGCUGACACAUUGGGACUUUCUCUACUUUCAUUAACAUCGGGUUGUCAUUGUUCAUUUUCGGGUUUAAACUUGAUUUAAUUAAACAAUUUAAACUAUCAUUUCAAUCAACUACAUUGUCAUCCGUGCAUUCCAACGAAAUCUUCAUUAGUUCGAAUGAGAGUUCUUAGCCCUCAGUGCACGAGGAGGAAGAUCAGAUACGAGUAGCGCUUCAGAAAGUCGCGGCAGGCAAGUGGAGAAUACAGAAGAGGAUACGUGUAUUUCAGCUGAUAAUUGUCAACGCGAAAGACACCGAAGAUGUCGGAUUCAAUGUCCAGCUUUUUGCACAUUGGGGACAUCGUUUCCCUUUACGCGGAGGGCUCUGUCAAUGGUUUUAUAAGUACACUUGGGUUAGUGGAUGACAGAUGUGUGGUAGAGCCAGCUGCAGGGGACCUGGACAAUCCCCCCAAGAAGUUCAGAGACUGCCUCUUCAAAGUGUGUCCCAUGAACCGCUACUCUGCACAGAAACAGUUCUGGAAAGCCAAGCAGGCCAAGCAUGAGAAGGACAAGAUUGCUGAUGUGGUGCUACUUCAGAAACUACAGCAUGCUUCUAAUCUGGAGCAAAAACAGAGGCUAGAAACAGUAAACAAGAAGGUCCAUGGUAAGGUCUGCAUUAUCAGCACUGUCAUUCAGCUGCUGCAUAUGAAGAGUAAUAAAUACCUGACUGUGAAUAAGCGUCUGCCUGCCCUGCUGGAGAAGAAUGCCAUGCGGGUCACCCUGGACGGGAUGGGGAAUGAGGGCUCCUGGAUGUUCAUCCAACCCUUCUGGAAGCUAAGGGCCAACGGAGACAAUGUAGUGGUGGGAGACAAGGUGAUCCUGAACCCAGUGAAUGCAGGCCAGCCCCUACACGCCAGCAACUAUGAGCUCUCCGACCACACUGGAUGCAAAGAGGUAAACUCUGUGAACAGCAGCACCAGCUGGAAGAUCAACCUGUUCAUGAUGUUCAGUGACCAUAAGGAUGAGGUCUUGAAAGGAGGGGAUGUGGUGCGGUUGUUCCAUGCGGAGCAGGAGAAGUUCCUGACCUGUGACGAGUACAAGGUCAAGCUGCAUGUGUUCCUCCGUACCACCCUGCGCCAGUCUGCUACCUCUGCCACUAGCUCCAAUGCUCUGUGGGAAGUGGAGGUGGUGCAUCAUGAUCCGUGUCGAGGAGGGGCUGGACACUGGAACACUCUCUAUCGUUUUAAACACCUUGCCACAGGGAGUUACCUGGCAGCUGAGGAAAAUCCGGGUUACAAAGGUGACGGCGUCGAAAUCCAGACGUCGGUGAUCGACGAUACGCAGGACAGUAGAAGAAAACUGAAGAUGUUGGGCGAGAGGAUCAAGUACAAGCUGUCGGCUAUGCCACAUGGGAAUGACAUUGCCUCUUUGUUUGAGCUAGACCCCACAACUCUGCAGAAAACAGACUCCUUUGUGCCAAGGAAUUCGUAUGUGCGCCUCAGACACCUAUGCACCAACACGUGGAUCCAGAGUACCAACGUGCCCAUAGAUAUAGAUGAGGAGAGACCUAUUAGACUCAUGCUGGGCACCUGUCCUACCAAAGAGGAUAAGGAGGCCUUUGCCAUCGUGUCAGUGCCAGUGAUGGAGAUCCGGGACCUGGACUUUGCCAACGAUGCCAGUUUCAUGUUGAGCACCGUAGUGGACAGGUUUAACGAGGGAUUUAUCAGCCCCAAUGACAGAAGGUUUGCCAUUAAGCUGCUAGAGGAUCUGGUGUUCUUUGUGGUGGACACGCCCAACAGCGGUCAGGUUGUGCUAGAUGUGGUGAUGACCAAGGUCAACCGAGAGAGACAGAAACUCAUGAGGGAACAAAACAUCCUCAAACAGAUCUUUGGGAUCCUGAAGGCCCCGUUCAAGGAUAAAGGGGAAGAAGGCCCAUUGCUGCGAUUGGAGGAGCUGUCAGACCAGAAGAAUUCCCCUUACCAGUACAUGUUUCGCCUCUGUUACCGGGUGCUGCGACAUUCACAGCAGGACUACCGCAAGAACCAGGAACACAUAGCCAAGCAGUUUGGGUUGAUGCAGUCUCAGAUUGGCUAUGACAUCCUGGCUGAGGACACCAUCACUGCCCUGCUGCACAACAACCGCAAGCUGCUGGAGAAACACAUCACUAAGAAGGAGGUGGAGACCUUCGUUAGCCUGGUCCGCAAGAACAGGGAACCCAGGUUUCUGGACUACUUGUCAGAUCUUUGUGUGUCCAAUAACGUGGCCAUUUCUGUAACUCAGGAGUUGAUCUGUAAGUGUGUGCUGGAUCCCAGGAACCAAGACAUUCUCAUCAAGACUGAACGGCGCGUGCCCAAAGAGAUGCCCCAUGCCACUGAAUUCAUGGGCAUGGAGGAGUAUGCUGACGAUGAUGAGGUGUGGCUGGUCUGGACUGACAAGACCAAUGAGAAGCAAGAGAAGGGCAUCAGACAACUAGCCCAGGAGGCCAGACAGGGGAACGCCCAUGACGAGAACGUGCUCAGAUACUAUAGGUACCAGCUGAAGCUGUAUGCUCGGAUAUGUCUGGACCGCCAGUACCUGGCCAUAGGUGAGAUCUCUAAGCAGCUGGAUGUGGAACUCAUUUUCCUGUGUAUGAUGGACGAGACGCUGCCCUUUGACCUCAGAGCCUCCUUCUGCAGACUCAUGCUGCACACGCACGUCGACCGAGACCCUCAGGAGCUGGUGACCCCUGUCAAGUUUGCACGUCUGUGGACAGAGAUCCCAACCUCCAUCACAAUUAAAGAUUAUGAUUCCAACAUGGAUGACUUGCGGGACAAUAAGAAGAACAAGUUUGCCAACACCAUGGUGUUCAUGGAGGAGUACCUCAACAACGUCCUCCAUGACGACCUGCCCUUCGCUGACGAGGAGAAGAACAAACUCACCUAUGAGGUGGUGAGCCUGGCCAGACACCUCAUCUACUUCGGCUUCUACAGUUUCUUUGAGCUGCUGAGGUUGACACGCACUCUUCUGGGAAUCAUUGACUGUAUUCCCAACCCUUCCCUUCACCCUGUGCUCCAGGACGAUGGCAGUGGAAAGAACAUGAAGCGUUCCAUCCAUGGUGUGGGUCAGAUGAUGUCCACCAUGGUACUGACCAGGAAACAGUCCAUGUUUGGAGGUCCAGGGAGGACUGUUUCCAUUAUAGAAGGACCGAACCGCAGCAAGGACAGCAUCGGCAAACAGGACAUCACCGUCAUGGACACCAAGUUGAAAAUACUGGAAAUCCUGCAGUUUAUCCUGAAUGUCCGCCUGGACUACCGGCUCUCCUUCCUGCUGUCUGUCUUCAAGAAAGAGUUUGUUGAUGUUUAUCCCAUGGCAGAUGCCGAUGCUACAACGUCAAUGGAGCAAGCAGCCACCAUCAACCUGCAGCACAUAGGAGAUCAGGCAGAGGCCAUGUUUGGUGUGGGGAAGGGGAACAGCAUACUAGAGGUGGAUGAUGAGGGAGGUCGAAUGUUCUUGAGGGUGUUGAUCCACCUCACCAUGCAUGAUUACCCUCCACUGGUGUCUGGGGCCCUCCAGCUGCUCUUCAAGCACUUCAGCCAGAGACAGGAGGUGCUGCACACCUUUAAACAGGUCCAGUUGUUGAUCUCGGGGCAGGAUGUUGAUAACUACAAGCUGAUAAAGAGUGACCUUGACCUUCUCCGCACCAUGGUGGAGAAGUCUGAGCUCUGGGUGGACAAGAAGAACGGCUCUGGAGCAGGGGAGGGGAAGAAGGACAAAAAUGAAAAUGUAGAGAUGGACUUAGAGGAUGGGACCCUGAAGAAAGAGCAGUUGGAUAAGAGCAAUGAGAACUACCAGAAAGUCAGAGAGAUCAUGGAGCGUCUGAAUAAGAUGUGCAGCACGGGGGUGUGGAAGAAGCAGCAGAGGCUCCUGAAGAACAUGGGAGCCCACAAAGUGAUGCUGGACCUGCUGCAGGUGUCAUAUGAUCAGCAUGACACCAAGAUGCAAGGGAUCAUCAGGUGCACUCACCUGUUCCUGCAGAAGUUCUGCAUGGGGAACCUGGAGAACCAGGUGCUGCUUCAUAAGAACCUCAGCCUCUUCCUGAACCCAGGACUCAUGGAGGCUGAGACGGUUCAGCACAUCUUCAGUAAUAACUACCAACUGUGUACAGAGAUCAGUGAGAACGUGCUGCAGCACUUCGUCCACUGCCUGGCCACUCACGGACGCCACGUCCAGUACCUCAACUUCCUGCACACCAUCAUCAAGGCCGAGGGGAAGUAUGUGAAGAAGUGUCAGGACAUGAUCAUGACUGAGUUAACCAACGCCGGUGAGGAUGUGGUGGUUUAUAAUGACAAGGCGUCAUUUUCCACCAUGCUGGAGCUGAUGGCAGAGUCCAGGGAGGGGGUUCAGGAGCACAGCCCCCUGCGCUACCACAUCUCCCUGGUGGAGCUGCUAUCUGCCUGCGCUGAGGGAAAGAACGUUUACACAGAGAUCAAAUGUACCUCGCUGCUGCCCCUAGAGGACGUGGUGAGAGUGGUCACACACGAGGACUGUAUCACAGAGGUGAAGGUUGCCUAUGUGAACUUUGUGAAUCACUGCUACGUAGACACAGAGGUAGAGAUGAAGGAGAUUUACACCAGCAACCACAUCUGGAAACUGUUUGAGGACUUCAUCGUGGACAUGGCCAGGGUGUGUAACAAGAGAGAGAAGCGUCUGACUGACCCAAUCCUGGAGAAGUACAUCAUCAACGUGGUGUUUGACACCAUCAAUGCCUUCUUCAGCUCCCCCUUCUCUGAAAACAGCACCUCUCUACAGACCCACCACACCACAGUAACACAGCUGCUCCAGUCUAGCAUGCGUCUGCUGGAAUGUCCCUGGCUGCAGCAGCAACACAGAGGCCUGGUGGAGACCUGCAUCCGUACCCUGGCUCUGACAGCGAAGAACCGCUCCAUAUCCCUGCCCCUGGACCUGGAGUCUCAGAUCACCACCAUGCUGAGCAGCAGUUCCCUCAACUCUCUGUCCCGCUCCAACCCCAACUACAAGAGCUCCACCCGCUCCAGCCGCCCCUCCGCCCCCAACAACCCCUGGGACUACAAGAACAUCAUUGAGAAGCUGCAGGACAUCAUCGGGACUCUGGAGGAGCGUCUGAAGCCGCUGUUGAACGCAGAGCUGUCUGUGCUGGUGGAUGUCCUGCAGCAGCCUGAACUCCUCUUCCUGGAGGGAACGGAUGCACGGCAACGCUGCGAAUCAGGAGGCUUCAUCUCAAAACUGAUUCAGCACACUAAAGCCCUGAUGAACUCCGACGAGAAGCUCUGUAUCAAGGUUCUGAGGAUUCUGCAGGAGAUGCUCAUACGUACACUGGACUUUGACGAGAAGGGGAUUGCACUGAGGAAGGUGCUGCUACAGAACUACCUCUUCACCAACAAGAAGAACAACAAGUCAGAGCUGGUUGAACUUGGAGCAACAGGUGCUGAGCAGGAAAGGGACUGGGUGGCUGUAGCUGCUGUUCAGUGUCAUCUGGACAGGGAGGGCGGGACUAAGCUCUUCACCGACCUCAUAAUGAGUACCAAGAACAACAAGAUUUUCCAGGAGAGCAUCCAGAUGGCCAUAUGUCUGAUGGAGGGGGGCAACACAGAGAUACAGAACUCCUUCUACAAGCUGAUGAUGGGGGACAACAAGUCAGAGAAAUUCUUCAAGGUCCUCCACGACCGGAUGAUAAACGCUCAGAUGGACAUCAAGGCCAACGUAUCGGUCAGCGUGGGAGAGAUGACUAACAAAGACCUUCAGACUGGCUCUGAUGGGUCGGUUCUACCUGGCGCCGUUGUCCCGGUCUCUGAUCAGCAAGAGACAGAGAUGGGCCCUGCAGUUCUCAUCAUGAAACCCAUCCUACGCUUCCUCCAGCUGCUCUGUGAGAAUCACAACCAGGACCUACAGAACUUCCUGCGCUGCCAGAACAACAAGACCAACUACAACCUGGUGUGUGAGACACUGCAGUUUCUGGACAUCAUGUGUGGCAGCACCACAGGAGGCCUGGGCCUGCUGGGCCUCUACAUUAACGAGAGCAACGUGGUCCUCAUCACCCAGACCCUGGAGACGCUCACAGAGUACUGCCAGGGCCCCUGCCACGAGAACCAGACCUGUAUAGUGGCCCAUGAGUCCAACGGCAUCGACAUCAUCACGGCCCUCAUACUGAAUGACAUCAGUCCUCUGUGUUGUUACCGCAUGGAGAUGGUGCUGCAGCUCAAGGACAACGCGUCCAAGCUGCUGCUGGCUCUGAUGGAGAGUCGCCAUGACAACGAGAACGCAGAAAGGAUACUGUUUAACCUCCGACCUCGGGAACUGGUAGAGGUGAUAAAGAAAGCCUAUCAGCAGGAGAGUGAGUGUGAAGUUGGAGUGGUGUCACCUCAAGAGGUCGGCCACAACAUUUACAUCCUGGCACUUCAGCUGGCGAGGCACAAUAAGAUCCUGCUCAAUCUGCUGAAACCUGCAAAGAGGACCGAAGCGGGAGAGGAGGGUAUAUCCUCUAUGGUCAGUGUUUCUCGCUCUCGUUUCAUCACGUUUGUCUGUUCCUCUGUUUCUCCUGGAGAGCUGAACGAGGAGCAGGAUCCACUGGAGUUCUAUGACCAACACACUUCACAGAUAGAGAUUGUGCGUGAGGACCGCAGCAUGGAGCAGAUCGUGUUCCCCAUUCAUCCCAUCUGUGAGUUCCUGAUGGAGGAGUCCAAGUUCCGUGUGUUCAACACCACCGAGCAGGACGAGCAGGGCAGCAAGGUCACACACUUCUUCCAGCAGGCCUCCUUCCUCCACAACGAGAUGGAAUGGCAGAAGAAGCUCCGCAGUAUGCCGGUGCUGUUUUGGUUCUCUCGCAGGAUGAGCACCUGGGGCAGCAUCUCCUUUAACCUGGCCGUCUUCAUCAACCUCAUCAUCGCGUUUUUCUACCCCUACGACUCAGGCCAAGGUGCGAUAGACGACUCAAUGCUGUCCAUGCUGUUCUGGGGCUUCCUGGGUCUAUCUGUCAUGGGAAUGUUCUCCCAGGGUUACGGCCUCAGGCCCUUCACCGUGGCCCUUAUACUGCGCUCCAUCUACCACUUUGGCAUCGGUCCCACUCUCAUCCUACUGGGAACCCUCAAUCUGAUAAAUAAGAUAGUGUUUGUGGUGAGCUUUGUGGGCAACAACGGGACAUUUAUCAUGGGCUACCGUGCGAUGGUGAUGGACGUGGAGUUCCUUUAUCACCUGGCCUACGUUCUGACCAGCACCCUGGGCCUCUGUGUCCACGAGCUGUUCUACAGCUUCCUGCUGUUUGAUCUGAUCUACCGAGAGGAGACGCUGUUCAACGUGAUAAAGAGUGUGACCCGGAAUGGGCGCUCCAUCCUGCUCACUGCCCUGCUGGCCAUCAUCCUGGUCUACCUGUUCUCCAUCGUGGGCUUCCUCUGCCUCAAGAAUGACUUCAUCAUGGAGGUGGACCCACUGCCUCAGAUAACCUCAGGGCGACAUGGCAAUGAGGAGGCAUCCCAAGACUUCCUGAAUAGCUGCAGUAGAGAUGGAGUCAGCUGCACUGCCAAGUCAGGACUCCCUGCUGAACCUGAGGCAGAGGAGAACAAUUCGGAGCGGGCCUGUGACACUCUGCUCAUGUGCAUUGUCACUGUGCUGAACCACGGCUUGAGGAACGGUGGCGGGGUGGGAGACGUGCUACGCAGGCCCUCCAAAAACGAGUCACUGUUCCCAGCCCGCGUCAUCUACGAUCUCCUCUUCUACUUCAUUGUCAUCAUCAUCGUACUCAACUUGAUCUUUGGUGUCAUCAUCGACACCUUCGCUGACUUACGUAGUGAGAAACAGAAGAAAGAGGAGGUCCUCAAGACCACCUGCUUCAUCUGUGGUCUGGAGAGGGACAAGUUUGACAAUAAAACAGUGUCUUUUGAGGAGCACAUAAAGUUGGAACACAACAUCUGGAACUACCUGUAUUUCAUCGUGCUUGUUCGCGAGAAGAACAAGACGGACUACACUGGACCAGAGAGUUAUGUGGCCCUCAUGAUAAAGAGUAAGAACCUGGACUGGUUCCCCCGCAUGCAGGCCAUGUCCCUGGUGGUGACGGAUGGAGACGGUGACCAGAACGAGAUGAGGAACCUGCAGGACAGACUGACGUCCACUAUGAACGUGGUCAGCCAACUCACAGGACAGCUAACAGAGCUCAAAGAGCAGAUGACGGAUCAGAGGAAGAGGCGGCAGCGGAUGGGCUUUGUGGAUGUCCAGUCAGGAGGAGGAGCUGGUGCAGCUAGCAUGUCCCCCAGUGUUGCUGGAGGAAACCAUCCGAUGUCCAACAAACCCUGAUUGAUGUCCUGUCUUACUGUGCCACCACGCUUUGCCAAAAGACUGAGUCCGCUAAGCCUAUCGAUACUAUCCAAGAUCAGCCAACGGUCUGUGACAGAACCAAUCAAUCACAUGUUAAACAUGUUUUUAGUUGUGACUGAUGCUGACAGGACUGAGUUACUGAGGUUGGGUUCUUUGUAAUUCCCCUCCAUUUGUUUCUCCUUAAAAAGGCUUCAACGCUUCCAGUAAUGUCUGGAGAAAGAACAUGAUCCAUCUCUGUUCUUGGUCCAUGCAAUCAGAGCAACUGAUUAAUGGCAUUGCACUGUCGCAAACACACCUCAGAUGACAACAUUGGAAAGUGAUACUACGGCAAAGCAGGAAGCAACACGUCCAUCCAUUAUAUUAGAAAUAUAGUACCGAUGUAGAGAUUACUACAGUAGCGCCAUGACUAGCAUCCAAAUGUUUGUCUGAAGCACGCAGAGGUUUGGUAUACGUCUACUUGUCAAUGUCGCCAUUGUAUUGGCUCCUCUUAGAGAAAUGGAAACUUAAAUGUUAUCUUCUGAAAGCACAUCAGUAAAAUGUAUUUGAUUUUAA
Molecule: messenger RNA, 9090 nt
Organism: Oncorhynchus gorbuscha (pink salmon)
Lineage: Eukaryota; Metazoa; Chordata; Actinopteri; Salmoniformes; Salmonidae
Product: inositol 1,4,5-trisphosphate receptor type 3-like
Biological process (GO): calcium ion transmembrane transport
Cellular component (GO): membrane; endoplasmic reticulum
Molecular function (GO): inositol 1,4,5 trisphosphate binding; inositol 1,4,5-trisphosphate-gated calcium channel activity
Source: RefSeq, a predicted model, not a curated record